UCAAUUACAGAUUAUCUCCUGUCUGGCAGCUGAAUUGACGGCCAUCAAGACUGGACAAAGUUGGGCUGAGAAGAAUCUAGUUAAGAAAAAAACUUAUUUGUGAAACCACAACACACCAGUGUCUAUCAACUGAAGAACUGGGUUUGAGAGUUGAAAUCAAGAUGCCCAUCUUAAAGCAGCUGGUAGCGGGGUCUCAGACCAAACGUCGUUCUCGUAUGGACCUCACUACUGAGAUGAUCAGUGCUCCCUUGGGUGACUUCCGACACACCAUGCAUGUAGGGCGCAGUGGAGAAGCUUUUGGAGAUACCUCUUUCCUCAGCACUCGAUCUGGAGAGCCACCACAGGAGGGGCACACCCAUCCUCGUUCUCCAAAACCAGGAUUGUUGUCUCGUACUUUUCGGAGCAGCAAACGCUCCCAGUCUGUCACCAGAGUAGACCAGCACGACAACACCCUCCUCCCUCCCAGUGGAUCACCUACCUUUGUAAAGAAUGCCAUGUCCUUGCCUUUUCUGAACAAUGAAGAAGGACAGGGUGGGGAUGGUAGGGUGCUUAAAAGUUUGACUUCCAGCCCUUCCAAUGGGGCCUCUGCUGAUGCAUUGGACCUGGAGCUCCAUGAGAAGCACUUUGGAGUGUUGACAGAUCUGAGGCCUUCCCCAACAUACAAUGGGGGAGGUUUGAGAAAGGCUGAAUCUGUGAUGUCCUUCCAUGUUGACCUUGGGCCAUCAAUGCUGGGGGAGAUUCUGGGAGUGAUGGAGAAGGAAGAUGAUGACCAGGGGUUUGAAGAAGGCAAGAGCAGUGAGGGACGUGAAUCUCCUCUUCACUGUAUUCAAGGAGGAGUGGAAAUGGAUGAGGAAAUGACAGAAGUUAUAAUGAAAGAAGAGGAACCUGAGGAAUUAGUUGCUCAAGAUGAGGGUCCAUUGAGAGCAUCCAGCUCUGUUGACUUGGAGAUCCAGAGUGAAGGCACCAGCACCCCAGAAGCACACCACAAACAUCUACAUCACCUUGACAGCUGCUCUGUUUCCAGCUCAAGUUCAGCCGCCGUUGAGGAGAAACCAAUUAGUGAGCUUUACGAGGAAGAUAUUGAAGUUACUGACAAUGCCUGCAACCCAGACAAUGAACCAGCCUUCUCCUCCUUCAUGGAAGAUGAGGAUGAUGAGAUCAGAGUAUGAAAACUUACAAUCAGUAAAUCAUUCCUGGAACUAAAAGAUACAUAUAUUAACUAGAAGUUGACUAUGUAAAGAGGGGUAAAUGCAAAGACAGGGAGUAUAUGCAAGCACGACAAAGGUGGACAGAUGCCUCCGGUUCCAGUGUCCCUUUAGAGAUAAGUUGGAGAAACUGCUUUAACACAGACACAAAAGCCAUCUGUCACACUACUGAUCCAUGCCAAGAUGAAGAGCUUUGAAUAGAAGUCCAAAAGGGUCUUGCUACAAGUUCCACUGAGGCUCUGCUGAAAAUGCAGUAACAAAUACUCACGUCAAUGUAAUUGUGUAGUCAACUUGCUCAAGCAGUUGCAGUUUUAAGCCAUUAACCCAUAGUUAAGGGUUCCCACACUUGAGAAUUGGAAAUAUUAGGGAUUUAUUUGAAAUCAAAAAGAAAGGUUAUGUUUUUUUUCUUUUUCUUAUCAGUUCGUCUUAUCGAUUUGCUCAGCUCUAAAACCAUUCAUCUGUGAAAAAAAACAAACAAAUAAAAAAUAAACUUUUUGUGUGAAAAUUAAUUGGUCAAAAGAUGUGCGU
Messenger RNA from Danio aesculapii, 1733 nucleotides. It is a transcript of the gene cdc42ep4a, whose product is annotated as CDC42 effector protein (Rho GTPase binding) 4a. The record is from RefSeq and is a predicted model, not a curated record. The transcript has a single exon. The coding region runs from base 162 to 1169 and encodes 335 amino acids. NCBI's taxonomy places the organism in Eukaryota, Metazoa, Chordata, Actinopteri, Cypriniformes, Danionidae.